Archocentrus centrarchus (flier cichlid) is the source of this 5707-nucleotide messenger RNA. RefSeq names its product NKD inhibitor of WNT signaling pathway 1 (gene nkd1). The transcript has 10 exons. Gene Ontology annotation, biological process: negative regulation of Wnt signaling pathway. Gene Ontology annotation, molecular function: calcium ion binding. The record is from RefSeq and is a predicted model, not a curated record. Lineage: Eukaryota; Metazoa; Chordata; Actinopteri; Cichliformes; Cichlidae. Gene Ontology annotation, cellular component: cytoplasm. The coding region runs from base 149 to 1495 and encodes 448 amino acids.
CUGGCCGUACGGUCCUGUUCUGAGCGCAGUCUGCUCUCGGUCUCCACGGACGCUCCUCUGUCUGGAUAUCGUAGCGCGUCUCUAUUUUUUUUUCCUCCUUUGGAUUAUAUUCAUCUGAUGGUUUUCAACUCCAACUCGAUGCAUAGAAAUGGGUAAACUGCACUCGAAACAUGCCGCUAUUUGUAAACCGAGGGAGAGUCCAGAAGGCGACAGUUUUGUAGUGAAUGCCUGUUUGGCGAGGAAGGGAAUCGAUGACUGGCUCGUGAAGCAGAAAUACUAUUGCACGAGCUCUCGCCUCGAGCAACAGGACUGUCACCACAAGAAUAACUGCGGGUUAACAGCACGGGACUCCAUGGAUGAAGCAUGUGUUGAGGGAACUGGUAAUGAACACUAUCGCUUAGAAGUGGCUUUACCCCCGGAGAAGACAGACAGCUGCUGUGUGGAGGAGAAGAUGCAGCAGAGGGACAGCCAAUCUCCCGCAGGGCCACAGAAACAGCUCCAGUUUGAAGAGUUGGAGUGUGCUGUGUCUGUGGAGGAGGAUAACAGGCAAGAGUGGACCUUCACCCUCUAUGACUUUGACAACAGUGGCAAAGUUACGAGAGAGGAUAUCACCAGCCUGCUGCACACCAUCUACGAAGUUGUAGAUGCUUCAGUCAACCAUUCUCCUGGCAGCAGCAAGACAUUACGUGUCAAGCUCUCUGUGGCUCCUGACUCCAGCCAGCGGUGGAGGAGCUGCACGCAGGGUGCCACAGACUUACCCCACCCAAGAGAGAAAAAUGACAAGUGCAUCGAAGACCCCAAGAGUGCCGAGAAGAAGUCUCGAGCACUCCUAAGGCGCCACCACAGUGACCACCACACCCAGCCUGGCUGCCAGCGCCACUGUGUGGAUGAGAACCUGGAACGCAGGAACCACUACUUGGACCUGGCAGGCAUCGAAAACUACACAUCCCGCUUCGGAGCCGCCCCUGCUGCAGAGAUGACUAAAGCAGAGCCUCAGGCGAGGUCAUCCAACCAGACUCGUUCUCGCUCCCAUGAACCAGAAAAUGGCCACUCCCAUUCCCAUCACCGCCGUUUGCAGGCUGUUGUGGACACCGUUGCUCCAGACAACUUCCACUCCACCCGGCUGCGUGGCCAAGACUCAGGGAAACAUGCCCUCCGUUCUCCAAAGACACACAGCCGCACACCUCCUGCGCAGAUCAGUGGCAGGGUGAUGAGGAGCCGAGGUGUUCCUCCUCCUCCAGCUCUACCCAGUCAGACCCCACCUCAUCAGUCUACAGCUCCUUACCGCAAACACAAGCAACGGUCCAAGGAGAACCAGGGCUACCGGGCCUUAGGCCCUCUGCCAGCUCCAGGACCAGUGGUGGAGAAAGAGCAGGUGAGGGACCUGCCCAGCGUGCUGCUCUAUGAGGGGGGUCUGGCACAAGUGGUGCAGAGGCAUGAGCAUCACCAUCACCAUGAACACCAUCACCACUACCACCACUUUUACCAGUCCUGAACUCCUACUUUGUCUGGGACAGCUCAGCACUCCUGCAGCCCCACAAGACCCAUCCAGGCCAGCAGACACAGACUGCAGGCAGCUCCCUCCUAAAACACUGUGCAGUUGCCCUUGCAGUGGCAUGAUGAUGGACACAGGAACUGAGGUGGAGAGGAAGAUCAUGGGAAGGGUGCUCAUGCUGACUUCUUAUUAAUCAGUGUUAUAAAGAGGUUGCCAAAUAUGCAGAAGCUUGGGUAUGCAGCAGGGGGCCACAGUACAGUGAUACAGGAAUAAGGAGCUUGGGGGGAGAGGGCGGAUUGAGAGGAGGUAAAGAGAACUUGCUCAGAUGUUCCUCUCCCCCUGGCUCGCUGAUCCUCUACCGGGAUGAGCUAUAUAGCUCCAAACCAGCACCAUAAUCCUUCCAGACCACUAAGCCAAAAGGUUUUCAAGGAAAAGGAGGGACAAGAGGACGAGAAACAGUGACAUUAAGAUGAAAAUAUAUGAAGGAAUUUAGGUGAUCAGAGAGGAGGGCGCAGUGUGUAUGUGUGAGAAAUAUUAUGUGAAUGCAUGGGGUAAACAAAGGUCUCUGUGUCUGUGUGAGUGUCACAACACUGGUGUCUGUUGAAAACCACUUGAAGUGCACUCAUCGGUGUGUGAAUAUUUAACGUAGGGUGUAGAGAUGACGAUGGAGAUUCUGAUUUAAGCAUACAACGCCCCGUCAGCAUAAAUGGGAAGGAAAAUGUUCUAACGUGAAAAAGAAGAGAGAUCCUAAAUCCGCUGCUACCUCUAAUUUUAUCCUAAUUGUUGUUGUAAAGGUGACUUUGACUAAACAUUCAGAGGUUAUUUUCAAUUUACUUAAACAUUUUUGUCAGAAUCUGCAGUACUGAAAUGUCGAAUAGCUCCUUACAUUUAUUAACUAACACUUGCUGUACAUAAGGUAAAUAUUGUUGUCAAUUUUAUAAGCUUUAUUGAUAAUGUGAUAUCCUUGUAUUCACUAUCUGAAGCUCUGUGUUUUCCUUCACAACUGCAUUUUUUUAAGACCACUAGGAGCCUCAUUUUUACUACUAUGUUAGUGAUCCAGUGUCACACACACACACACUCCUUCACACUAUCCGUUUCAACACUCGCACUCAACUGUAACCUAUAAUUAUGGCAAGUAACUAAAAUCCCAACUCUCAACAGUGCUGUUCAGAAAGUCAAACUCACGACAUCAACAAAACUGGGUUGGCAGUAUUUUUAAAAAGUUAAUUUGUUUUGUGUUUUUUCAGACAGCAGUUAGCUUUUAGGAUAUAUCUGGUACAAAGAUCUUGACGCACUCCAGAAAGCUCUUUUUUUAAAAAAAUUCAAGUAUUCAAAAUGUUAGAGAUAAAUCAGAUAGCUUCAGUUGUGGCUCAGACCCUUUGGCAUGUUUGCAUAAACUGAAACCUUGUUACCAGCUAGACGUGGGAGUGUUCAUUUUAAAAAAUGUUUUCUUUAGAGUUUAUUACCCCUCAGCCUGAACGGCUGAUUGGGUAUUGUUGCCACUGCUGGAGGGGGAUGGACACCCAAAUCUGUGAACACAAUAACUUGAGAAUGAGGCAACGUAGGGUUUUGAAACUGAUACCGUAGGUGCAUCUCAGAUGAGUUCAAAUCUCAGUGACCUUGACUAAGAUCAGGGUCAGAGGUCAAGUUUUCUGAAAAUCUUGAAACUUAAGAAAGAAGUCACCUAGGAUUUUCAAAUUCAUUCCCGCCAGGAUCACCGGAAGCUUUUUUUUUUUUUUUUUUUUUUUGGUUUUUUUUAGGCCUAGUAAAAUAACAGUGCUCGUUUGCUAAUGGGUUUGGAAGGACAUGUUUUUGUGUUCCUGUGUGCACUAAUAAACACAUCAGUUACAAUCGGCGGUAAAAAUCUUGAACAUUUGGUGAAAAAGAUAUGAAGGAAACAGUAACACAAAAAUCACUUCUUGGUUAUUUAAAGUGACGUGAUAAUGCAGGUAAUACUUAAGGAAUAUUCCAUUUUUAUAAUUGUUUAUUUGAUGUUUCCAUUUGAUUUCUAUUUAAGUCUUUAAAUUUUACUGCCAGGAGGCUGAGGGGUAGCACUGGCAGCCGGCAGUAUUUUUAUUUAUGCAGCAAAAUGUUUUGCUGAUUACGCAUGUAAUAUUUCAGAAGCAUUUAAACACAGUGCUUUUAGCAGAGACAUAUUCACACCUCCUCAGUUUAUCCACAGUUUUCCUUAUGGACUCUGGUUUUCUGACUUUCAGUCUAGCUUUUUUCCCAACUGGUUGUAGCUUUGUCAUCCUGGCCCAAGGUCACGUGACUUCUCCCUUUCGUUUCCAUGGCAUCUUCCUGUCCCUCAGCUGUCAGCAGGUCUUUCACCAUGCCGCCAUGUGGCCUCAGGGCUCAAACCGACAAGGCUCUGUUUGUGGUGCUCUUUCAGCUGUCUCAUUCCUCUGGUGCUGGAUAACACGGGGCCCCGCAGUCUCCAUUGCAGGCAUAACUCACCCCUCACUGCUGCUGUCCUGACAGCACCAGGGACUAUAUUAUAUAUCAUAUUGUCUCAUGAUGCCCUAGAGGACCUGCAUCAGCAUGCCUGAUGCUAUUGGCCCCAGCACACCUACCUUUACUUAUACCAGUGCUGCUCUGACAGAAGCAGUGAACUACUAGCUGCUAGUGUGAGGGUGUGGAUUUCCUGAAUUCUUGGUAAGCACUUUCCAGGGUCACACUAAUAACAACUUGCCCUUGUGCAGCUGUAGUUUUCUGUGAUAGUUUAAGUGCCUUCUGCAAGGGAAAUCGACUGUUCAGAGGAAGCACGUUCUCACCAUAAGGCCUGUGCAAACCAGGGCCCACAAUUGUCAACACUGUAUCGAUCCACUCUUUGAUUGUGUUAGUCUGCUGUAAGGGUGUGCGUGUGCUUGUGAUCCACAGGAAUGCAGCGUUUGUCAGUCUUGCCACUGGCCCUGUGGUGUCCUUCCACAGCUGUAGCCUGUCUUCAGCAGAGGCACCACUCAGGUUAUCUCAUGGGACCUGGUGGCAAAGACGGUCUCACUCUCAGAUGGGGGUCACAGCUGUGCUCCAUACCUCAGCUUCCUCAUACUGUUUUGUUCUGGACAAAAAGUCAGUGCUACUGGAGCCCUCAAAGCAAAGUAGGUUUGUAGAUACUAGUUUCCAAAUAUAAGCGUGAAAACGGUUGUCUUGUUGUGGUAAUGGACAGUGAGCAGGCGACUGUUCGUCUUGUAGGGUGGUCUAAUUCAUCGUGGUGAAAGAGGGCUUUAGGAAUAUGGGUGUUUCGCUGAACACACACAACGCCUUUUUUUUUUCAUUUGAAUUUUUUAAUGCCCUGAUUCACAUUCGUACACUAACUUACACGAAAAAACUCAAAUGUUUUUGAUUGUGGGUGCCUCAACAGCAUUUGUUAAGUGUUGGGAAAACAGUUGCUUUUCUGGUUCAUUUCAUAGACUUAGAGGGAGCAAACCUCAUUUAAAAACCAUGUGUUCUCACAGCCUCACUCUCAAACCAGCACUGUUAAUACCCCUCUUGCGUCUUUUAUCAUACCAAGGUAAUGGAGUUAUAUUUUGUGAGGAAGAAAAUGCCGAUUUUUUUGUUGUUGUUGUUUUGUCAGCAGACGAGUCCUCGAAUAUCCCUCUAAAUCUAACAAAAUGUAUUUUUUACUAUUCUGUUUGGCGGAUUGUUAUGUGAACACAAGUGUAACAUUUUAUUUCAAUGUAUGAAUGCCACUUUUCAGCGAUAACAUUUUAAACUGUGUCACACAAACUGCUUUCGAUGCACCCUCUUCUGUCCUGUUGAAUAGGAUUGUCAGUAUUCCGAGUCACAGUAGUAUCUAAAUCAUCAGUAAUUUGCUUUGUAACAUCUGUGUAUCAUCAUUUUAUUGAACCUGAUGUAUAUAGUGGACUGCAGAAAGGUUAAACCAGCAUCAUGUAAAAAGAUAUAGGGUUUAUUUAUAGUUAAAUAACUAUCAAACCAUUUCACUUGCCUACUAGUAUCCACAGUGACAGUCCCACUGCAAAGGAAUCUGUCUGUCCACCCACUCAGAACCCACCCACACAAGGUUCACUUGCUGUUUGCUGUAAACUUGUUUAGCCCUAGCUGUCCUCUCCCGUCUUCCACUCAUUUAAAGUUUUUUGUUUUUGUUGUCAUGACAUUUAGUUUAUAUUAGAUUGUAUUUGAUUAAUUGCGUUAUUUAUUUGAUAGCAGAUCUGUGCCAAGGGAAAAUACCCCUUUAUUAAAGUAUGAACUUGU